Achroia grisella is the source of this 4908-nucleotide messenger RNA. Its product is annotated as myb-like protein X. Lineage: Eukaryota; Metazoa; Arthropoda; Insecta; Lepidoptera; Pyralidae. The transcript has a single exon. The coding region runs from base 16 to 4758 and encodes 1580 amino acids. The record is from RefSeq and is a predicted model, not a curated record.
GAUCGUGAUGUCACGAUGUACAUGUCAACAGCCUUAGCGACGCUCCUAGUGCUGCAGUGUUGUGAUCUGUGUGUGACAAUCAGAGUCCCAAUUUAUUGGGACAAUGGUGAUAAUAGUGAAGUGAAUGAUAAACAAAACGACUAUUCUGUUGUGACUAUUAAACCUGACGCCCAAUUUACACAGCAGAAGCCGAUACCGCUCGAAUAUUUUGAGUACACAGCAAAGAAACCGCAAUUUGCUAUCGAUGUAGCUGCGUUUCACGGUGUGCAGUCGCCAGAAACUCAUUACAAAGCAUACCCUAUUAGGCCUUAUACGGGACAAGAAAAGCCUGAUUUAGGAAAACAUAGGCUACAAGACCAAAAUAGAGAUAUAUAUCGUCCAUUACAAAAAUUUACGAAGUCCGUUGGAAAUUUACAAAAUCAUGUCACGCCUGUAAUUUCGGAUUAUGAAGUUUUUCAUCCAUAUAAGGCAGAAGAACCAGCAUUACAAGAAUUAUACAAGGAUCCAGUGUUCCAUAAAAUUCGAAAUGAUUUGCGAGACGCGAGUAAGAAUAUUGAAAAUUAUGAGAAAAAAGAAGAAAAGCCGAAUAAUACAAAGGAUGAAUACUUAGAGUCUCCAGAUCAAAUUGAUCAGAAAAAAAUCCCACAUAGAAAUGUGCCAACUCAGUUUGAAAUACAUAGACCACAACGAAGACCUAUAUACUACAAGCGACUUCCAAAAUUUCGUAAUAGAGAUCAAAUUUUGAAUCACAAAUUUAAGCACCCAUGGAACCAAAAUUAUGUGAAAAUUCGACCAGUGCAUUAUAAUCCUUUAAAAAAUUAUUUACAGAGAUUAAGGCAACAUCAAGCAUUGACAUAUGAUGAUGAACGUAAUGAAUACCCACAAGUACCUGUCAAGGAAGAUAUCAUUGAACCAUCAGACGGAUACGAUAUUUACGAAAAUGGCAAAGCGAAAUAUAUGCAACUAAGAAACAAUAUUGAUGAAUCGAUAAAUAAAGCUGUAGUAGCGAAUCGGCCCCUGAUAUCUCAAAAUUUGGAGCUUCAAAAUGAAGAUCAGCCGCCUGAAGAUGAAGAGAAUGAAUUCGUACCCGUAAAAAAUUAUGCUCAAGUAAGAAAAACUGAAACAACUAAGCAUUUACCAAAAGAAGCAGCAUUUGAAGAUGCAGAUAGCUACGAAGAAAUACGAAAUGCACCACGUUUAAAAGAAGCUGUGAAAACUACAAAGGCACAAACUGUAUAUACAGAGGAAGGUUAUGAAGAUUCGGCGUAUGAUCAUGCAGGUGAACAAAAACAUGCUUCAGACCAUGAAGGACAUGGUGGAUAUCUUAAAGAACAAGAGAUUAGUGGAGGUAAAUAUAAAAUACCAACUGUAAGUGGCAGUUUUGAUGACGCUCAUGGAUCUGCAUAUCAAAAUAAUAAAUUACAUGGAACAAAAUGGAAACAUAGUGACGAAAAUAAUAAGGAAAAUAUAGAUUCUGAAGAUUACUCUGAGAAUGAUCAACAACAGUCUGUUGAAGCAAAAAUUUACAAAGAAGGUAUUAAUGACAGUAGUAACGACGAUGAUGAAUCUGAAACUGACCUUGAAAAUACGAACGAUAUGAAUAAUCAUGAUGUAAAUAAACGAGAAGCAAAUUUUAAAGUUCCUGAAAUAAAUUUGAAUACAACAUAUUUAACUGAAGACGAAAUACUGGAAAUUGCUAAAGAAAAAGUAAUUAUUAAUAAUGAUUUCAAAUUAAAAUAUCCAUAUUACCAUAAAAAACUCAAGUCAUUAAACAAAGAUUCUCCGCUCAGGUAUGCAGAAAACCUGAAACUUAUACCUAAGAAAUCAGAGGGAGGUACUGAAUUUUACGAUUCUAGAUCACAACUGGUAUGUCCUGAGGUAGACGAAAACGUUGAUGCUAUACCAAACAAACUGAAAAGAAAAGGUCACCCAGACGGCGAUGAAAAUUCUGCUCAGAAUGAUGAAAAGGAAAUUGAGGUACUUGAGGAACAACCUCGUCUUAAACGGCUAGGUGAUAAAAUAGAUUGUUUUAAGGCAAAAUACUUUGGUGAAAAUCCCCUAGACAGUCCAUUUUUUAAGGAAGAGUUAAUAGCCAAUCCUGAUCCAAUUAUUUUGCCAAAUAUUCCAACAUAUAAAAUAAAAGAAAAUCGUGAGCAAUUUUCACUUAAACCAAUAAUUAAUACAAUAAAUAAAGAAAAAAAUAACAAAAAUAGUAAAAGAGAUGUUUAUGAUUUAAUCGACAAGUUAAGAAAUAAACAAUUUACACCAAAAGAAUCUUUGAAAAAUGACAGUGAUUAUUUACGAUUAUUACUUAUAUCUCCUCAAGAUACAUCUAUUAAUAAUAGUCAAAUAUUGCAGGAAUCAAGGUUUUCUAUGGAUCUUAUUGAUAACAUUGAAGACAAUACGUCAAAUUUUACAUCCAAUACUGAUAAAAAUAAGACAGAUAUUAAUUUAUUGAAUGAUACUGUGCAUAACAAAUCUGAUGGUAAUGUUACCUAUGAGUUCUUUAAAAAUAAAGAAGAAAUUAAGAAAAUAUCUAAAAGUAAUAGAAAGAAAAGAGCAGCACCCUUUAUAUACGAACCCUAUAAAAUAAUAAGAGAUGGACAAAUUCAAGAAUCUAAACGGACAACGACAUCUAGUAAUAUAAGCCCACUUAUAAAACAGCUUCAGUCCAGUAAUGUUGCUGAUAAAUUCACAAAUGUAAAUCAAGACAAAAAUUCUACUAAACAAAAUAAUAGUCGUAUGUAUAAAGAUAUUGGUAAAAGAGACAGGGAACAGUCAAAAAAUUCAAAAGAAAAUAUUGGAACCUCUGUACGAAUUGUUGAUGUUAAUAUUGACAAACGACGGGGCGAACCAAGGUACGAAAUAAGACCUUCCAAUCAUAAAUGGCAAUAUUCUCCAGUUGAAAACAGAAAAGCUAUGUCUGUAAAAGACUAUGAAGCACAAACUAAUAGUAAAAGAAAUAAAGAUAAACUUCAGUCACGAUCAUUAUCACUAAACCGUAACAAAUCAGAUUUUACACAAGAAGAUAUACAAACGCCGGCAGCAUCAAAUACUAUUAAAAAGACUAUUAUAACCACCACUACUCCUCCUGCAUCAGAAAUAAACAAUAACAGUGAUGAGAGUGAGGAAGAAUAUGAUGAAUAUGAAGAGGAAGACGAGGAAGAGAAAGUUGAAAUUAUUACUACAACAACUACAACUACACCAAAACCAAUAUUCCGAAGAAAACUUAAAACAACAACUACUACAGAACAAAAUGUAAAAGUAGAGAGUGCGACGACCGAGAUUCCGAAAUUACGAUUAGUUACAAGAUUCCGUAAUUCUCCACAUGUUCAUGAAGACAAACAUGAGCAGAAAAACAAUUCCAAAGCAAAUACAUAUAAUGAUGCCAAUAAUUCUCCAAAGUACAGAGAAAAGAAAAAAAAGAGUACGAAAAGUACAUUAGUAACCGACACAAAAAGCUACGGCGAAGAUGAUGAUAACAUGAGAGAAGAAGAAGUUGAUGCAUUGAUUGGAGUUAAACAAGAUAUGAAUGAUUAUAUGCCUCUAUAUGAAAAAGAAGCAAGAGAAAAAGAGAAUCAGUCAAUAAGAUCUAGUGAAGAAAAUAGCAGCGAAGAAGAUGAUUAUGAAGAUGAAGACGACGAAAGUGGUAUUGAAGAUGAUGAAGAUGAGGACGAUGAAGACGAUGAAGACGAGGAGGAAAAUGUACCUAUACUGAUAACAACGACGCCAGAACCUACUAAACGUACUUUGAUUAUGACUACUUCAGCUCCAUUAUCAAUAACUGAACCAGUAACAACGGAACCUAAGAGAAAACCUAUAGUUUUAAAGAAAAAAAUAGAAAUACAUAAGGAGUUACCAGUUAAUAAAUCAUCACCUCAUAUUACUCAAUAUAAACAAGACAUCAAAGAAAUAGAAAUUGUUAAAGAAAUGCCUCGAAAUAUUGUUCAUAAGAUGCCAAAAAAAAAUUCAGAACUAUUAGAGUUAUACAAAGAUGAAAAUCUGGCAAAAAAUGUAAAUAAAUUAGAUGCUGUAGAAGUAUUCAAAGAAGAUUUGGAUCUUAAGAAUAGUCCAAGACAUGGAGGAAAUUAUAAAAGUGCUAAAACAGUUCAACAAAUUAAGGAAACUCCUACCUCUAAACUAGUACAUAGAGAUAAUUCUAGAGUUCCUAAAGAAGAUGCAGAAGCUUCUCAAAGUGAAUAUAAAAAAUCUAUAGAGUUUGAUGACGAUAUAUCAUCUAUAAGAAUGCACGGAGGUAAUUUAAAAGCUAUUGCGAAUAUAAAAAACUAUAAUAAAAGUGAUAACAAAAAUGUCAAAUUGGUAGAACUCGCAGAAAUACCAGAAAAUAAUCCUAUACCAGUACAUAGUGGUAACCUGAGACUACUUAAGGAUAUGAAACGAAGACAUGUUAAGGAAAAUGAAAAAUUAAUUGAACUAAGUGAUGAUGAUGUUGAGGAUUAUGACGAUGUUCCUUCUACGCAUACAGACAAUUAUAAACCUUAUAGCUCUAGACAUGGGGGUGGGUCUAUGCAUGGUGGUAAUUACAAAAGUGCGAGGCUUGUGCGAACAGAAAAAAGAAAACCAGAAUCUUCUGCUAAAAAGGAACAAUCUAAUAUAAAUGUUGAUAGUCAAAAAGAUCCUAGAGCCAAAGCUGCAGUACUGCUAAAUAGUUUCGCACAAGCAGUACCCAUAUUAACAACUACGCCUGCGUAUAUAUUAGAUCCAAGUAAACGUAUGUAUUAUUACGUUGAAGCUUAAAUAUAAUUAAAUUAAUUCAUAAUUAAAUUCAUAACAGCCUUUUGUCCUUUGAUAUAUGUAUUCAAAGUAAUUAUAGGUUAUGACUGUAAUAGAAAGUGCCACAAAGUGUGUUUUAUGUUACUUUUAUUAAACAAAUAUUGUUAAAGUAAA